AUGCCUUCCUCUAUUACCCUCACCGUCAGCCACCUUCCGACGUCGACUUCGUUCUUCCUCUCCGCCCUCCAACCGCUCAACUAUGUCUUUCGCGGCCGACAAGAGCACACAAUCGGGUUUGGCCCCGCAUCCCCACCGAAUACCCCGGCCGACUUUUGGAUCACACAGGAAAUUCCUGGCGUGCCCGCGGGCGCCGCGCACGUUGCUUUCCCUGCCGCAUCUCGGGCACAGGUGCAAGAUUUCUUCCUCGCCGCCCUCAAGGCUGGUGGGAAGAUCCAUGGGGAACCAUGUCAACGGGACGCCGCGGGAUAUUACUCGGCCGCGGUGAUUGACUUUGAUGGCAAUUCCAUUGAGGCCGUCUACAGACCUGGAUUCGGCGACGAAGUCAACAAGGAAAAUGCGGAUGCGAGAAGCAUGGUGUCUCAUCGGAGUGCGAGCGUGAGAGCACCUUCCACUGUGGCACCUCCCAAAAGCGUCAGAGCACCAUCUCAGGUCGCAUCUCAAGCCGCGUCGUAUAUCUCGAGCCCACCCAGUAUACCUCCAGAAAAUACGCAACCCAAGCCAAAGCCUUCUGGGGAUGUUCUUGGGUCGUUGAUCAAUGAGGCUCGCAAUGCCGCUAAUGUAGCCCGCGACCUUGUCAACAGUAUGACACCCAACCUCAUCUCUUCGUCCCCGCCAAAGCCAUCGACAGGUAACAACUCAACGGGCGGUGGCAGUGGUGCAGGUGAAGCCAUUGUCGGCACCCUGCUCGGCGUCGCCGCCGGCGCCGCCUUAACCUACGCCUUCAGCAACCGAUCAAAGGAAGACUCUCGUGACGAUCGUGAAGAGCACAAGUUCGUACCUCCUCCACGCCCUUCCGUCACCGGCCGCAGUGUUACCGAACCUGUCAAAGUGAUGCGUGCGGAAUACUCGACUGCCAAUUCCGAGUAUCAGGGGGCUUACGCGGGAAUGGGUUAUCGGGCCAUUGAGCCGGCCCCUUCGGCAUAUACGUACACUCCCCAUGAAUCCGGUGAGCAAAAACUCAUCGCCAUGUACGAUCACGAUCCUCCGGCACCCACUGUUCAGACCUUUCCCGACGCUGCGUCCACAGUCCGCCCUGCUUCGGUGACGAGGAGAGUGAGCAUGGAUUCCGGAGUCGGCCUUGGGGUUGUCCAGCGCGAUUUUGACGUCGCGUCGCAUGCUUCGUCGAAAGCGUCACGUCAGUCGAAAAAGAGCACAAACGCGCCACCGCCGACGAGUUACCGAGCCCCGACUGCACUGACGGUGAAAUCUAAGGUUUCUGCUGCGUCCGGUGGCGGCCGUUCGAGAUCCCGCGCAAGCAGUUUAGGUCGUCUUGGGAGAAGUCUCACGGGUCGUUCGUCGGCGGACCAGCCGAAGUCAAGAUCACAGUCUCGACACAGCACGAGGUCGAGAAGAAGUCGGCGUGAUGAGUUUGAGGAUACCGCGCCGGAGAAAGAAGAGGAAGAAGAAGAGGAAGAAGAAGCCAGGACGGUGCUUCAUGUGACGGAGACGACACACCGGUCUUCAAGCCGUGUGUCUUCACACCACUCACAUAGAGAAUCAAAGGUAGCGAGUCACGUUUCUGUACAUCAGUCCCAGGCAGGAUCCAAAGCACCAAGCCAUGUUUCAGCCCACCAGUCCCAGGCUGGGUCGAAGGCACCAAGUCAUGUCUCCGCACACCCGUCGCAGGCAGCAGGAUCCAAGGCGCCAAGUCAUGUCUCUGCGCACCAGUCGCAAGCAGGAUCCAAGGCAGCAAGUUAUGUCUCCGGUCACGACUCCCAGGUGACAAUAAAGCCAGCAAGUCGAGCCAGUUCAAGGCAUAGUCGAAGAGACCCUGCGGAGUAUCCGCUUCCGCCAUCUCGUGCGGGAACAUGGGCUGGUUCCGACGUCGGCAAGGCCAGCUUCGUGUCGGCGAGGUCGAACUUUGGUCUUUCCGGGCCAAGGACGAUUAUCGGCAAACUCAAUCCUCUGCGCGAUGGAGGAGAGAUCAUCGAGGAGGACGACAAGAUGGAGACAGCGAGCAUGCUUUCCAAACAGAAGGAGUUGGCCAAGUUAGAUGUCACGGAUCGAGAGGUCAGGCCGGAGGAUAGUGUAAGCCAGAUCUCGGUGGAAAGCCGGAGGAGCAGGAGGAGUAAAGCGAGCAGUAGGAGAUAA
Cladophialophora psammophila CBS 110553 is the source of this 2154-nucleotide messenger RNA. RefSeq lists its product as uncharacterized. NCBI's taxonomy places the organism in Eukaryota, Fungi, Ascomycota, Eurotiomycetes, Chaetothyriales, Herpotrichiellaceae. The transcript has a single exon. The coding region runs from base 1 to 2154 and encodes 717 amino acids. The record is from RefSeq and is a predicted model, not a curated record.